AGAGGCGCGCACGAGCGGACCCCGACACGCAGGGACACGCAGCACCAGCCGAGAUACGACCGAGGCACGCAUGCGCGGGCACGCACACACACACACUCCAGUCUCCCUCUCCCGGCCGAGGCUGUGCGGCCCACGUUCUCCACCCCUCUCCGACCCCCAGCUGGGGGAGCCGAGCAGGGAGGUACCAGGCUAGGCCCUCCCCAUGCCCACCGCUGCUGUGACUCUGGGUGCUGGUGUCCCUGCAGCCAGGCCCAAGAGAACCCCAGGGGCUGGCGGUGGCACCAAAAAAACACGUCCAGACCCUGGUUUCACCUUGGCCACAGCGCUGGAGGCGGGUAGGUGUCCUGGGUAAUAGGACAUGUGUCCCAGGGACUGACCAGCAGGGAUGGGAAGGGCCAUGGGGUGGAACUUACAAGGACACAGUGCCUUGAAAGGGGACAGAAGACAGGAAUUCGAGAGAGACUCGAAGCUCCCACCCCACCUGGGCUUCUUGGAGGAAGAGGCAUGGGAGUGGGAGAUGGCUGGUUGAGGCCCUGUCCACUGGGACCACACUGGGCCUGUUACCCAUAUACCCUACCCAGUGAGGGGCCCAGACUCCAGGACCCAGGACACACCCCCAGCAGGACUGGAGGGGCCCACUGGUGAGCCAGGAGCUCUUGAGUCUUGGGGUCUUGGUGAGGCCCAGACUAGAGGUGGCUGGUUGCAGGGGGCGUUCUGAGGGACAGUGGCCCCGAGGGCAGAUUUCCCCUGCUCCGGUGGGGCUGGGCCGGCAGUGUCCCCUGGACAGGAGAACCCUACCCCGGCCCUCCCUCGGAGUAGCCAUGGCCCUCUUCCAGGGCCUCCUCAGCUCAGAGCUGGGGGGCGGGGGAUGUGGGGGGGUGUCUGCCAGGAUGUCCCCUCCUUCUCCACCCUCUCCUGGAGGAUGCGCCGCAGGAGAACGGAUGGGGCUCCAUGGGCUUCCUUCCUCCCUUUCAGGCAGGUGAGACACCGUGGGGCCGUGCAGACGGCCAGUUCUCGACUUUGCCUAAAAAAGGAAGCAGCAGGCUGAGUCUGAGGAGCUGGCGGCAGGAACAAGGGAGAGCUGUGUCCCCGCAGGCGCCCCCCCGCCCCCCCUGCCGGGGAUCUUGGCAGUGGAGGUGCUGGCUGGGCUCCACAGACCUCAGGCCUCGGCUGGGACCAGAAAUGCCUGGUGCUUCCGCCUGGGCCCGGUGGGGGGACUUUGGGUCUCCAGAGUGCAAGCUGUGCCACUUCGAGGGGCCUCGCCAGGCCCCCCAGCCCCCAGUACACAGGGGCUGCUGUGGAGAUGACGCUCAAGGCCGCAGCCGCUGGAGGACCUGGGGUCUGACCAGAAGCUGGCUGCAGACCCUGCGGAGGCACGCCCAGGCCGGGCCUCUGCUCUCCGGGGCUAUGGCCUCCCACAGGCACGUUCCUACACCCCUCUGUGAACCGCCCACAGGCCCCCCCACAGGUGUUCCUCUGUGAGCUGGUCGGGCAGCUGGGGCUGGGCUUCGCUGCUCCGUGCCUUCAACCUCCCUGGCGGUGCGGGGCCUCAGGGUGGGCCUGGGAAGCUGGAAACACCUUUGGAAACAGCCGCCUGAGGCAGCUGUGGACAGAAGAGCCUGCCCAGCAGCCAAGGGAGCCUCUCCGCUCAGCCUCCCCACCCCCACCAGGCCCAGCUGUUGUUUUCAUGGCUCCGGGACCAGGCGGAUCCUCAGCCAAGAGCUUCCCAGGAGAGCUCUCAUCUUCAACCCCUAGUGGCGGCCAGAGCCAGCCCAGGCAGGAGGGGAAGGAAGGCAGCCGCGGCCCGGGGGAAGCCAUCCUGGCAGCUUGGCCACUGGCCUGGCUCCUGUCUGACCGGGAAAGGCAUCAAAGCCGGACUCGGAUGGAGGCUGGAAAACCCCGAGACUUCUGCUGGACUCGACCCAGCCACACACCAGGCUGUGCUCAAGGCCACGGAAUGAGCCGCGACCCUGGUCACAGGCUGAGCCUUGACCCUGGCCCCAGACGGAGCCCAGACCUUGCUGGUCACAGUCUGAGCCCUGCUGGCAAUAUGAUGUACUAGAUCCCUUAAAAGGCCUUCCAGCAACAACCAACUUCUGGAUGAAUUACUGUGAGUGUACAUUUUUAUUAGACUGCUGGGUUUCCAAGAAAGUAAUUAUCUCCGAGCCUCCCCCAAAUUAAACAGCAAAAACAAAUAAGGCCAGGUGGGGUGGCUCAUGCCUGUAAUCCCAACACUUUAGGAGGCUGAGACGAGAGGAUUGCUUGUGCCCAGGAGUUCGAGACCAGCCUGGGCAACAUGAUGAGACCCCCGUCUCUACAAAAAAUUUAAAAUUAGCUGGGUGUGAUGGUGCACUUUAGUCACAGCUACUUGGGAGGCUGAGGCAGGAGGAUCACUUGAGCCCGGGAGGGCGAGGCUGCAGGGAGCUGGGAGCUCACCACUGCACUCAGACUGGGCGGCAGAGCAAGACUCUGUCUCUAAAUAAACAAACAGACAGAGUAGUGUGGAGGCCUGGAUGGUGGAAGGCCUGAUGGUUGGGAAAGCAGAUAACUCCCUGGACGCACACAGGGACAGACAGCCAGCCUGCGGCCAGGGAACAAGUAUGUUUCUCUGCCUAGGGGCUGCUAAACCAGGGGUCUCAAAGGUCACUGAGGGGGCCGAGGGUGGUCUCGCCUGGAAAAGGGGAAUAGUCUCUGGAGGGAAGCAUCCCUAUGUUGGACCUCAGAAUUGUCACAGAUAACAGCUGACAAACAUUACCAAAUGUUCAGAGAAACACCAUGCUACUGAUGAGAAUCAGCAGAAACAAGUCAUAGAUUUAGACCCCCAAAGACUAGGAAAUUGGAAUUAUUUAGUACAGAAUAUAAAAUAUAUAUGAAAUAUGUUUAAGAAGUGGAAACUGUAAUCUAAAAAGCAAGCAUGUACCAAGAGACCAUAAAAAACAAUCAGACACUUUUUUUUUUUUUUUUUUUUUGAGACAGAGUCUUGCUCUGUCUCCCAGGCUGGAGUGCAGUGGCGUGAUCUCGGCUCACUGCAAGCUCCGCCUCCCGGGUUCACACCAUUCUCCUGCCUCAGCCUCCUGGGUAGCUGGGGUUACAGGUGCCCACCACCACGCCCAGCUAAUUUUUGUUUUUUUUUUUUUUUUUUUUUUUUGAGACGGAGCCUCGCUCUGUUGCCCAAGCUGGAGUGCAGUGGCGUGAUCUUGGCUCACUGCAAGCUCCGCCUCCCAGAUUCACGCCAUUCUCCUGCCUCAGCCUCCCGAGUAGCUGGUAUUACGGGCGCCCGCCACCAAGCCCAGCUAAUUUUUGUAUUUUUUAGUAGAGACGGGGUUUCACUGCGUUUGCCAGGAUGAUCUGGAUCUCCUGACCUCGUGAUCCACCCGCCUCGGCCU
Molecule: messenger RNA, 3386 nt
Organism: Symphalangus syndactylus (siamang)
Lineage: Eukaryota; Metazoa; Chordata; Mammalia; Primates; Hylobatidae
Product: collagen alpha-1(XI) chain-like
Source: RefSeq, a predicted model, not a curated record